This is a messenger RNA of Spinacia oleracea (spinach), 938 nucleotides long. Its product is annotated as 60S ribosomal protein L11-1. The transcript is spliced from 5 exons. Gene Ontology annotation, molecular function: structural constituent of ribosome. Lineage: Eukaryota; Viridiplantae; Streptophyta; Magnoliopsida; Caryophyllales; Amaranthaceae. Gene Ontology annotation, biological process: translation. Bases 151 to 699 code for a protein of 182 amino acids. Gene Ontology annotation, cellular component: ribosome. The record is from RefSeq and is a predicted model, not a curated record.
GUAGUGAAAAUUGUCAUUAAAACCCAAACCCAUAUUUUCCCAAUCAACAUAUAAACCUAGUUUCCUCACCUCAUAUUAGGGUUUUUAUUCUUCUCUUCUCUGCAUUUCUCACACCCUCCCUCUCUCGUCGGCUGCUGCAAUUCUACAGAAAUGGCGCCAGAGAAGAAGUUGUCGAACCCAAUGAGGGACAUCAAGGUCCAAAAGCUCGUGCUCAACAUCUCUGUUGGUGAGAGCGGUGAUCGUCUUACCAGAGCUGCUAAGGUGUUGGAGCAACUCAGUGGCCAAACCCCUGUUUACUCCAAAGCUAGGUACACUGUCCGAUCCUUUGGAAUCAGGCGUAAUGAGAAGAUUGCUUGUCACGUGACUGUUAGAGGUGACAAGGCAAUGCAGCUACUUGAAAGUGGUUUGAAGGUCAAGGAAUACGAGUUGCUCAGGAGGAACUUCAGUGAGACUGGAUGCUUCGGCUUUGGUAUCCAAGAGCACAUUGAUCUUGGGAUCAAGUAUGAUCCUUCUACUGGUAUUUAUGGUAUGGACUUCUACGUCGUGCUUGAGCGCCCUGGAUACCGUGUUGCCCGUCGCAGAAGGUGCAAGGCCCGUGUUGGAAUUCAGCAUAGAGUGACCAAGGAGGAUUCAAUGAAGUGGUUCCAGGUCAAAUAUGAAGGAGUUAUCCUUAACAAGGCCCACAACACCGGAUCUUAAGUUCUGUUGCCAAUCUAUGUUAAACUUCUGUUCCAUCUUAGCCUUUCCCGAUUAGGGUUGAGUUGAAUUACUAGUGAAAAAGUUUUGACCAUUUUGUAGUUUUCUUUGUACUGCUGGAUCUUAGUGGUUCUAGAUUUUUUUGCUAUGAUGCAUUACGCUGCUUAUACAGAUUGUCAUUACCAUCGUACUUCUAUUAACAUCAAUCGAGUGCUGUAGUUUGAUCAGCUUUCCUUGAUUUA